GAGUGAUCGCUCCCUGGCAUGGAUGGCCAUUCCCCGGAGUAGAUGAUGGCUCCUCAGGACGGAUGACCUUUCCCCGGGAUGCGUAGCAUCUCCUCCGGAUGGGUGACCUUUCCCCCGAGAUUGGUGGCCUCUCCCCUGGGAUGGAUGACCGCUCCGUGGGGCGGGGGCCGCUCCCCGGAGUCCCCCGCCCCGGCGCAGGAGGAGCCGCCCUUCCCCGGCGCAGGCGCCGCAGAGGUCGGCCGCGCCAUGGCCCGCGGGGCGCUGCUGGGCGCCGUGGCUGCCGUGGCCUGUCUGUGCUUCCUAGCCCCCGCGGCCGAGGCCUUCAAGAGGAGGGGACCCAGCGUGACAGCCAAGGUGUUCUUUGAUGUGAAGAUUGGAGACAAAGAUGUUGGCAGAAUUGUAAUUGGAUUGUUUGGAAAAGUUGUCCCAAAGACUGCGGAGAACUUCAUUGCAUUGGCAACUGGAGAAAGAGGAUAUGGAUACAAAGGAAGUAAAUUUCAUCGUGUGAUCAAAGACUUCAUGAUUCAAGGAGGAGACUUUACAGCUGGAGAUGGAUCAGGAGGAAGAAGCAUCUAUGGAGAAAGGUUUCCUGAUGAGAACUUCAAGCUCAAACACUAUGGAAUUGGAUGGGUUAGCAUGGCUAAUUCUGGCCCAGACACCAAUGGAUCCCAAUUCUUCAUCAGUGUGACAAAGCCUUCCUGGUUAGACGGAAAACACGUAGUAUUUGGCAAAGUCCUUGAUGGAAUGUCUGUGGUGCACUCGAUAGAACUCCAGCAGACAGAUGAACGUGAUCGGCCCCUUCAAGACUGUGUGAUUGUGAACAGUGGCAAAAUAGCUGUAAAGGAACCAUUUGUAGUUGAAGUUGGUGACUGGUGAGACCAAUAGUCAGCAUGGAAAGUGAAACUUAAUCACUUCUCUUUAAUGCCGUUUUUUGACCAAUCUCAAUGAUCCAUUAAAUUUUCUUCUCUAAACAUAUGAAGUUACAUUUAGUAAUACUUAAAAUUUGCCAAAUACAGAAGAGAUACGACUAUUUCUAUAAUAACUUGUUGGAGCUGCCACUCCUUGAAAUUCAAGAUAUAUCCACCGAUUUCCAGAUCUUGCAGAAAAAGUCUUUAAUGAAAAAUUAUAGCAGUAAUUCUAUUUUUCCAGGGUUUAAAAUACAGUAAUUUUGUUCUGUUUGGAAAUUUUAGCGAUAUUUGUUUUUGUCUUUUCAACUGAAAAUUUUGUCUUUCCAACAGAAAAUAUUUACUGUAACAUUACCAGCAUUUCUAAAAACUUAAAAAAAAAAAGUAAAAUAUAGAAGUGUUUUGAAUAAAUAAAUUUUGCUUUCAGAUAAAUA
Molecule: messenger RNA, 1339 nt
Organism: Vidua chalybeata
Lineage: Eukaryota; Metazoa; Chordata; Aves; Passeriformes; Viduidae
Gene: PPIC
Product: peptidylprolyl isomerase C
Biological process (GO): protein peptidyl-prolyl isomerization; protein folding
Cellular component (GO): intracellular membrane-bounded organelle
Molecular function (GO): peptidyl-prolyl cis-trans isomerase activity
Source: RefSeq, a predicted model, not a curated record